CCUGUUUCCAGGAAGUGAGUGGUUCUGUGUCGUGUGAACGUGAUUGUGCUGUUGUGAUUGCAACUCCUUAGCGAGUAAAGAAAAUUGUGAAAUAUCUUUGCUGUGAAAAGAUUUGUAUAUUUUAAAUCACAUAAUGAGUGAAGACGAGGAGAGAUUUGAUGGCAUGCUGUUGGCCAUGGCACAGCAGCAUGAAGGUGGUGUGCAAGAGCUGGUUAAUACAUUCUUCAGUUUUCUGAGACGCAAGACAGAUUUUUUUACUGGUGGGGAUUCUGGUGCAGCUGAGAAGUUAGUCAAAGAAGUCUUUUCUCACCACAACAGUUUGGCUCAAAAAGCACAAAAAGAUAAAGCAGCUAAACUGGAAAGAGAGGCACGUGAAAAGGCUGAAAGAGCAGCCAUACUUGCUGCUGAAAAGAGCAGUAAGCAUGAUAAAGAAGAACCAAGAAUAAAAGAGCUGACAGAUGAAGAAGCAGAGAGAUUACAAUCAGAGAUUGAAAAGAAGAAGAAAACAGAAAAUAGUACUGCUAGCACAGAAGAUAGAACCAGUGAAGUUGAUAAUAAAGGGUCUGAUUCAGAAGGUGAGGAAGAUGAAAAAGAUAAAGGAAAAAUGAAACCAAACUCAGGAAAUGGUGCUGAUUUACCAAAUUACAGAUGGACACAAACCCUUUCUGAAGUUGACAUCGUUAUUCCAUUUGAUGUGCGGUUCAGACUGAAAGGUAAAGACGUGGUGGUUGACUUCCAGAGGCGACACUUAAAAGUGGGUUUAAAGGGACACCCUCCAGUAAUUGACUGUGACAUGUACAACGAUGUGAAAGUAGAAGAAAGCUCAUGGCUUAUUGAAGAUGGCAAGGCUAUUACAAUACAUUUAGAAAAGAUAAAUAAAAUGGAAUGGUGGAGUAAGCUGGUAGCCACUGACCCAGAGCUCAACACCAAGAAGAUUUGUCCAGAAAAUUCUAAGUUAUCUGAUUUAGAUGGAGAAACCCGAAGCAUGGUAGAAAAAAUGAUGUAUGAUCAGAGGCAGAAAUCUAUGGGUUUACCCACUUCAGAUGAACAGAAGAAACAAGAUAUUCUUAAAAAGUUUAUGGAACAACAUCCAGAAAUGGAUUUCUCUAAAGCAAAGUUCAGCUAAAAUAGAAACUAGCAACCAUUUUGAAGGUGUGACAACAGUCAAGUAACGAAAAUGAAAAUGGUUUAUAUGGAUGAAACACAAACUUUUUGUCUUCGUUUUGAUCUGGAGGGAAUGUGUGACAUUUUAUAUUGGUUAUCUACAGAUCAAAAGGGUUUGCCUGUUUGUGUUCAUUUUUAUGCUGGUCUUAUUUUGAGCACUACCAUGGCCUGUACACAUCUUGUAAGUAUGAGCUGUGCGAUGGGUAGAAACUUAAAUAAAUUCCCAAUUACUUUGUGUAUGCCUAGUAGAAUGAACACUGCCCCAGUUUAACUCUCUGAAGUGCUGUUACCAAUAUUUGACCAAGUCAAUAAAUUUUGUCAUCUUUAGUUUGUUGCAUAUUG
This is a messenger RNA of Polypterus senegalus (gray bichir), 1506 nucleotides long. It is a transcript of the gene nudc, whose product is annotated as nudC nuclear distribution protein. Bases 134 to 1126 code for a protein of 330 amino acids. Gene Ontology annotation, cellular component: cytoplasm. NCBI's taxonomy places the organism in Eukaryota, Metazoa, Chordata, Cladistia, Polypteriformes, Polypteridae. Gene Ontology annotation, biological process: protein folding. The record is from RefSeq and is a predicted model, not a curated record. The transcript has 9 exons.